UGCAGUCAGAGUGUAUGCAGCAGGCACAGACAGCCGGGCUUUUGCUGAAGCACAGGAGUUGUUUCUGCCUUCAGAGGUAAUUUUUUAUUUUUAAGCAGCAGCAGAGGGUUGGCACUUCGGAAUAAUCCCUGGAUGAUACAUGAAAAGUAAGGUCAGAGGAGGAGGGGAAAACGAAUGUUGCGCAACCUGGUUUUUCGUCUUCCUGAACUGUGAGUGAGCUUGGAACACCUGAACCUGAUAUGCCAACUGAAAUCUCCCAUGCGGUGAGAAUGCAUGCCAUCUCCGGCUUCCAUUCCUCGCUAACAGUGCGGCUUCUCAACAGAGGUCCCGAGUACCUUCGCAAGCAGAUGGAGGCAAGCACCCCUGGCAGGAAAAGUGCCGUGGAGAGACUGGCAGCGGAUAAGGCCAAGUAUGUAAAAAGCCAGCAGGUAAUCAGCGCUAAGCAGGGGCUGAUUUCUACCCCCAGUUCUGCUUCGGAGAGCAGUUGUGAGAGCAGUUCUGUGAAAAGCAAAAAGGUCAACGACAACUUGGGGGAGGGGAAGAGUGUGGAGCAAGCUAAGUUGGUGGACUCUGGCCCGGCUCUCCUUGAACACGGCCCUCCCAUCACGAGGCGCAGCAGCUCCAAGAGGCAAAUCAGACCAGACUCUUUAGUCAUCUAUCGCCAGAAAUGUGAAUUUGUGAGAGGCCAAAGCAAUGAGAACAGUCGUGGGAGUUUAGUCAGAAGGCUGUUCCAGGGAUCCUUAAAAGAAAAGCAGCUGGUUCCUGAGACGCCCAAAGCCAUUAUCAAUGAAGACGUUACACCUGCGACAGAAAGACCGCUACUGAUUGCAGAUGUGGGCAGUAAACUUGAUGAGACAGGGCAGAAUACGACCGCAAGGACAGGUGCAGCAGCCAUUCUUGCCAACAGAUGUGAGAAUGCUUCAAACCGGAUAGCAGAGCCUCCUGAAGCGAGGAGGAGAGGUCUGCACCGGUCCCAAUCAGACAUCACUUCCCGAUACUCAAAAUCUUUCUCUGAGUUUGAAACUUUCUUUAAGUACUGUGGACUUGAGCCUGAAGUAAUAGAGGACCUUGGGCAGGAGAACUUCUCCGUGGCUUCUGACAACGUCUCUUUCCGGAUCCGCAGCAUCAGUGUGGCAACAUCAGAAAGUGACUUCACCAGGCACAGUGGUGACGAUGGGUUGCUGGAAGAAGAACUCACAGAGCAGCUUCCCACGGGUCUGUCAGUGAUUGAACGCAACGCUCGGAUAAUCAAAUGGUUGUACACGUGUAAGAAAGCCAAAGAGAGCAAAAGUGUGCUGCAGGAGUUUGCAUGAUGUCUUCCCUUCCCAAAAUGAGUUGCAGCUAGAACUGAAGUAUUCUCUGAACUAUUCAAAACACGGACUUGCAGGAAACAUUUCUGCCAUUCUGCCUCAGCUGUGUAAUAACCUGCAACUCUUCGCUUGACUGAACUGCAGCCUGAGUCUGGGAGUCCGUAAUAGUUUCUGAAAUAGAAGGAACAACCAUUCUGAAACCUAUAGAUCUGCAAGUCAUGGCCCCGUAACGCCACUGUGAACAAAUUGAAGAUUACAACUGAGCUGGUUCACGCACAUCUGGAUUUUCUGAUUAGCCGUCUUUCAGCAAAACAGAAACCUGGAAAUGAUAAUCUCCAAGCGCUGCUUCCUAUAGGAUGAUUUCCCACAUGAAUGUCACUGAUAUAUCAGGAAUAAUUGAAUAUCCACUACGAAUGUUAAAUACAUGACUCAUUUUUGCUGAGUGUUGAGAAGUUGCAAAGAGCAGCAAUUUCCAAAGAAUCUACAAAGAACAAAAACCAGGUGUGCAUAGCUGUCUCUGGAGCCUCAUGGCGCAGCAUGGUAAGCUGCAGUACUGCAGUCAAAAUGUUGCUCAUAACCUUAGUUCGAUCCCAACAGAAGUCAGGUAACUGGCUCAAGAUUGAUUCAGGCUGGUAAAAGUAGUACCCAGCUUGCUGGGGGUAAAGUGUAGCUCACUGGUCAAGGCAAUAGCAAACCAUCUUGUAACAGAGUCUAUCUAGUAAAUGUCACAAUGUGAUGUUACCCCAUGGGUCAGUAACGACCUGGUGCUUGCACAGAGGACUACCUGUACCUUUUUACAAUUGUCUUGUGUUAUUGAUAUAUGUAUGAUUUUCCAACUUGCAACUGGCAUUUCAGCUCAGUUCAGACAGAACACAAAACAAUGGCUUAUAUUGUUACUAUGGUUAGUUUGUGGAACCAAGAAUCAUCUCGCAGACAAUCAUUUCAGUCCUAUUUUACCCAAACAAGUGCUGCUUUUAUUAACUUUGCUCUGGCUGAUGUAUAUCAGGGUUCACAUCCCAGUUUGAUGGACCUUGAACUGUAACAGGGUGGAGCCAUAGCUUACUGGUGCAUCACGUAGGUCAGCGGUUCUCAACCUGUGGGUUGCGACCCCUUUGGGAGUUGAACGACCCUUUCACAGGGGUCGCCUAAGGCCAUCAGAAAACACAUAUUU
Molecule: messenger RNA, 2481 nt
Organism: Sphaerodactylus townsendi
Lineage: Eukaryota; Metazoa; Chordata; Lepidosauria; Squamata; Sphaerodactylidae
Gene: FAM110C
Product: family with sequence similarity 110 member C
Exons: 2
Coding region: 240-1313 (357 amino acids)
Biological process (GO): positive regulation of cell migration; regulation of cell projection assembly
Cellular component (GO): cell cortex
Molecular function (GO): alpha-tubulin binding
Source: RefSeq, a predicted model, not a curated record